AUGUCAGGUGGAUUCUCCUCAUCAGGUUCAUUAGGAAAUCAAGCUGAUGUAGAUGUAACUGCUGAAACUGGUAGUCGUGAUAGAAGCAAGGUCUUUCUAGCUCCGGGUGGUGUUGUUGGAGAUGGAUUUUCAUCAUCUGGCUCGUCGGAUAAUCAAGCCCACAUUAGUGUAACAACUGACAGCGAUUCAUCUACAAACGAUAAGGGAAGCACAACGGCAGUAUUACUUAGCAAUGUCUUGCCUUCAGAAGAAUCAAUUGUUCAAGCUUCCGCCGAACUGAAACGCGAUUUAACCGGAUCUACCGUGCAUCCAUAA
Messenger RNA from Didymodactylos carnosus, 315 nucleotides. The record is from the annotation of a GenBank genome assembly. NCBI's taxonomy places the organism in Eukaryota, Metazoa, Rotifera, Eurotatoria, Philodinida, Philodinidae.